Leucoraja erinaceus (little skate) is the source of this 6519-nucleotide messenger RNA. RefSeq names its product UDP-Gal:betaGlcNAc beta 1,4- galactosyltransferase, polypeptide 4 (gene b4galt4). The transcript has 7 exons. The record is from RefSeq and is a predicted model, not a curated record. Gene Ontology annotation, biological process: carbohydrate metabolic process. Gene Ontology annotation, molecular function: glycosyltransferase activity. Lineage: Eukaryota; Metazoa; Chordata; Chondrichthyes; Rajiformes; Rajidae. Bases 201 to 1295 code for a protein of 364 amino acids.
AGCGUGCGCCGCCCGCCCGCCCACUUGUCGUCCCUUCCAGGGGCCGUUGUCUGGUUCAAUGACUAGCAGUACAAACUAUAAGCUGCACUGUACGAUAAAUAGAUGGAGAGACUUGCGGUAGAUUUCACAAUAUUCCUUGAUCACUAGUUGAUACCGCUCAUCUGUGAUCCAUUACAUCUACUGAUCUUCUAUUUAUUUCAAUGGCUUGCAUUUCGACGACAAGAGGUUUUCUUUCACGUAUCAAACUUUUGCUAAUUAUUAUUAGUUUUGGCUCUCUUGUCAUUUGGAUGAUAAUGGGUAAUGCACAAAAUCUUGUACCGGAAGUCAGCCGUCAAUCUAUGAUAAAUACCUUUUGGAAGAUGACAAAACUGGAUCAAGAAAGGAUGACAUCAAUGAUAACUCCAAACAUAACUCCGUCUCCAAAUUAUCUGCCAUUGUGCCCACUAUUAACACCAUACUUGCGUGGUUCAACAAAGUUAAUAUUUGAUACACGACUCACCUUGGAACGAACUCAGAAGAAGAACCCUAAAGUACAGAGAGGAAUGUUUGCCCCUCAAGAGUGCCAUUCACCUCAACGUGUGGCCAUACUGAUUCCGUUUCGGAAUCGGGAAAAACAUCUCCUGUAUUUACUGGAGCAUUUGCACCCAUUUCUGCAGCGACAGCUUCGAGAUUAUGGGAUAUACAUCAUCAAUCAGGCUGGUAAGGAUGUGUUUAAUCGAGCCAAGCUAUUGAACGUGGGUUUCCUGGAAGCGUUGAAGGAACGCAAGUGGGAUUGUUUCAUCUUUCAUGAUGUUGAUCUUAUACCAGAGAAUGACUACAACCUGUACACCUGUGACCAGGAGCCAAAGCACUUUGUUGUGGGUCGGAAUUCUACUGGAUAUAGGUUACACUACAGGGCAUAUUUUGGUGGAGUGACAGCAAUGUCCAGGGAGCAAUUCUUAAAAGUCAAUGGGUUCUCAAACCGUUACUGGGGCUGGGGAGGAGAGGACGACGAUCUCUGGAGCAGAGCUCAGCUGCAAAAAAUGAAACCGGUGAGGCCAGCCCCUGAAGUUGCCAGAUACACGAUGACUUUCCACACAAGGGACAAAGGAAAUGAAGCCAAUCGUAAUAGGGUGAAGCUUCUAAGAGAAGUCUCUAAAGCCUGGAAGACAGAUGGUUUGAACUCGUGCUUCUACAAUACGAUAUCACAAGAUCAUAGGCCUUUGUACAUUAACAUCACAGUGGACAUAGGUGGACCCCAUCGCAAACCGGAAAUUACCAAACGGAGUGAACCUAAUCUUGUUGGUGGCGUUUAGAUUAUUGGCUGUUCUUCAGCCACUGUACUGAUUCUCAUUUUGAGCUAAAUGAUCAGAUCUUUGAGUUGCUAUACCUGCAAUAACUCCUAUAAGUGACGUUUUGUAUGUUACCAGCGAAUCAACCCAUCUGAGGUGUGUGUAUACAAUGAGUUUUUUUAAACUCAAAGCAGUGAAUCUGCUGGAUAAUAUAGUUGGGCUAACACAGCAAAUAGAUAUUGCUCAAGUACUACAUUAGAUCAUAUUUAAUCAGAGUUUAGUGAAGUUCUAGGUUGAAACCUUCAAAUUUCUACCGAAUGGUGCUUCAAGAUGGGGACUCGCCAGCACCACUUUGGUUAGACAACAAAUGCGAUGCCUAUAGCCCAAGUAUGAAUAAUACAUGUUUUUGUUUUAACUUGCAGAGAGGUUUUGGAUGUGAUGUGGUAUCAUAUUUCCUUUUGCGAAAACCUGUCAGCUCUUUGCUACACAAUUGGCAAAUCUCCAUGUAACUUGAACUCUCCAACAUCACCUCUUUCCAAAGCAUCAGAUCAUGGGAAAGGCCUGCACACUAGUUAGUGGUCAUAUACUUCUGUUGUGAAGAAAUCAAAGUCACUUCAACUUGUGCAUGCAUAUCAAUCUGAUUACAUAUUUAAGUGAUACAAAAUCGAUCUACAUGCAACUUUCAGAAAAACACAUCUGAUGCCCACUUUUUUGUUUUCUUUUUUCAUUCUGUUUAUAUAUAAUUCUGAACAAAAUGUGGGUUAAAGUACACAAAAUGUGGCAUAAGGACUUCUACGCCUUAUGUACGAGUGGGCACAUUGGGUCAAUCUUAAAUUGGUAGGAAGCAAGUGAAAUUUGCAUAAUGCAGGCUUUUAUAUAGAUUGGGGAAAAGUGAGUAAGUUUUCUCUGCAAAAAUAUUCCUCUUGCAUUUUCCUGGAAUGAAAUGUGAAGAGUUCAUUGUCCUGCUGACAUGACAUUGGUACAGUGUGAUAAGUAACAGAAAGAUAGAGCAACUAUCUGAACCUUGCAUCAUCCUUAGAAAGAGGACAGGAAGCAAGAAACUGACUGCUGUAAAUUCUAUAUUGUUCUUGUCUCUUGUAAUUGGACUGUGGGUUACGGAUUUGUACCUAUGGCUGGGUGCUUGGCUGUGUAACUGCAUUUUAGCAUUCAGUUUGACUGUUGUGGAUAAUCUCUGAUGUCUGCCACAGGUCAUUUGCAUUUACCAAUUAAUAAGAGAGCUAGUUUUCUGUACCUUAACUUAAAUGCGUUCUUGUAAACAUAUUCGCAAAGAAGGUAAGGGUAUAACUAGAAUACCAUCCCUUAAAAGUGCCCUAGGUCAAUAUAUUGAUCGAAGAACAAGACUUGUAUGGCACACACUACAUCUGAGUGACAUGGUUAAUUUAUACUAAAUCAGGAACACAUGUUGGCCCCAAGGUUGCUUGGAGCUAGACUGAGCUUUCCCAAUUUGUGCGAGGACAUGCGUUCCAAUGAGAAGGAUCAAAAGGUAAAUAAUAGUCUGAAUGGAGACAGAUGGCCAUUGCAUACAGAGUGCAGAUGCUUGACAAAGUGUUUGCCUGAUCUGAGCUUGAUCUCACUAAUGUAGAGGAGGCCAUAAAAUAUUCCAAUUCUGCUUUGCCUUUGCUGUGAAGUUGAUUCAGGUCAGAAUUCAUGCUCUUUUUAUGAGGGUUCCAGAAAAACUUGAAACAUUUCAAUAUUCAAGUACAAUUAUGCAAAGCAGAGAUUAGCAUCCAGUUGAGAUAAUGUAUUGCUUCAUUCGAAAUUAAGCAGAAACUCUGUUGCUUAUAUUUGGAUUAUGUGUUAUUUUGAAUGUGGUAAUUGGCAUAUUUUGCAGAUAUUUAAUGUCUGAUCACUUCUAUUGGUGCUGGUACAAAGUGGAUUCGUUAAUUGAUUCUACUGGCAUCACGUGAGAUGAGGUUUGUUGGAGCAUAUUGGGCAAUUUGCCUUGAGUUCACCAUGAGCAUUUGGAGCUGGCCGAAAGUCUGAUCAGGCUUUGAGUCAUUUUGGUCUAUUCUCUGACCACCUGCUUCAGGUGUAUGUUGUCAUCAUGGCUCAGAUUUUUUUACUCCAGUGUGUAGUUCCUAUAUUACAGUUGGGGAUGAAGGAUGAUUUAGAAAAAUAGAUAUUACCCCUGCAGAAUUUGUAAAUCACUGCCCAGUACUUGGGAUGCAGAAUAAAAUUCACACUAGUUGAAUUUAUUUUGGGGUGGGGAAAAGUAAAUGCCAGUAAGGGAAACACUGGCGCAAUGGUAGAGUUGCUGCCUUAUAGUGCCAGUGACCCAGGAUCGACCCUGUCUACGGAUUCUGUCUGUACGGAGUUUUUUGGAUGGUCUCCCUGUGACAGCGUGGGCUUUCUCCAGGUGCUCCGAUUUCCUCCCUCACUCGAAAGACAUGCAAGUUUGUAUGUUAAUUGGCUUCUGUAAAUUGUCGCAGACCCGGUAGAUCGAAGGGCCUGUUUGCACUCUGUAUCUCUAAACUAAGCACUUUUCUUUUCCAACUUGCGUUUUAAUGCCUGCACAGUUGGUGGAGUAUCCACUUCAUGUCAUCUCAUCACUAUUGAAACAGAUGAUAUAGAUUUUAGAAAGUAUUUUAGAAAAUUAAAACAAUUGUACUCAUCCAUGAACAGGCUGCAGGUAUUAAGUUACUUUCCAGUCAAAAUGAAAGCCUGUAGGAAGGGACUGCAGAUGCCAGUUUAAACUAGACACAAAAAGCUAGAGUAACUCAGCAGGUUUGGCAGCAUCUCUGGAGAAAAGGAAUAGGUGAGGUUGUGGACUGUCCUUCAGACUGUCAUGUGAAGGAAAAUGAGAGAUAUAGAUGGUGAUAUUGAGAGAUAUAGAACAAAUGAAUGGAAAAUAUGCAAAAAAGUAACGAUCAAUGAAAGGGCGAACUCACAAUGGUCUAUUGUUGGCUGUGGGUUAGGUGAUAACGAGUUAUAUGGACAAUUAAACCUAACUGGAUGACAGUGAAAUUAGUACGACGACUAGAGUGGGGGACGGGCAGGGGGAACGGAGAGAGAGAGAGGGGAUGCAAGGGUUACUUGAGGUUGGAGAAAUCAAUAUUCAAACAGCUGAGUUGUAAGCUGCCCAAGCAAAAUAUGAGGUGCUGUUCUUCCAGUUUGCAUUUGGCCUCACUGACAAUGGAGGAGGCCCAGGACAAAUGGGUCGGUGUGGGAAGGACCAAUAAAAUGUUUGGUAACUGGGAGAUCUUUCAUUCAUUUGUUCUAUAUCUCGCUAUAUCACCGCCUAUAUCUCUCAUUUCCACUUCCCCUGACUCUCAGUCUGAAGAAGGGUCUUGACUUGAAACAACACCUAUUCCUUUUCUCCAGACGCUGCCCGACCCAUCGGCCCGAUCACUCUAGCUUUUUGUCUAUGAAAAGGGAGUCUUGUUAAUUGCAAAAUGGGUUAUUGAUUUGUUGCUAGCUUUCUUACUGAUCGGUUUACAAUUGACUCAAAGUAUUUUUUAAAUGAAGCAAAGAACUUGUUUGAAUUUUAUCAAAUAAAAGAUCUCUUCAGUUAAUUUAAUUAUUUCAAAUUUAAGUUUGCCUCUGCCUGAACUGAGCUUCCCAGUGUUUUCUGUUUUCACUUUAAAUUUGUUUAAAUUCAUCUUUUGUAAUCACAUGUGGGCACACCAAGGCCUGGAAAAUGUCACCCGUGUUAUCCUAAGCUAUGUCUCUGUCGUUCAGACAGCAUGCAAGGAGAAAGUAGACAUCCAGCGUUAUAGUUGGAGCAUUUUUGUUUUGAGUGGAAAUGUGGACAUACAAAUGAAGAUUUCUUCUCUGGUAUUCCUUUUAGUAACCUCACUAUGACAGAGCCUGUAAUUGCUCUUUAUUGGAGCUAGGUUUCUGGCCAUCAUAAUAAACCUUAUAAAGAGUAGUCGAGUUCAGCUUCGGGUGUGUUGGCGUGAGGCGAUUAAUGGUUAGUGAUGACAUGGGCCUCAAAACAAACAGCAUGAAUGUAAUCAGGAAACAUGGGACAGUAAAUGCUGGAAACUGGAGCAAAACUAACGUUCCUAGAGGAACUCGGCUGGUCCAGCAAUAUCUACGGAGACAAAGGGAUGGUCAACACUUUGAGUGAAGACCCUGCCUCAGUCCUGAUGCAGGAUCUUGACUUGAACAUAAUUUGCCUGCGAGCAUACAAUCAGGAGAGACGAUGAGAGAUGUUAUGAAAUUAUUGAGUCAACGGUGAAAUCCUUGCUAAGCGAUAACAAAUUCUGGGACAUCCUGUUGUAGGGAAAUCAAACUUGGUGCACGUGUAGAGGAUGGGAAAAAUAUUUGAAUUAAAUGCAACAGCAACAGCAAUGGGAAUGGAAAAGCUGAUAAGAAUGGUUAAAAAUGUUUCCCUCCUUAUCUCUAAUUAAAAUGAAAUUGAUAGCAACCAGGUCCUUGAAACGUGCGUAAAUAAUAUGAACUUUCUCCUAUCACUACAUGAUUUUACGUUUAAUGGCCAUUAACUGGAAAACCUUUUCCAUUCUAUUAAUUCUGACACUGGUUCAGGGAUUGUGUUGAAUUGUGAACUAUUGGCAUUUUCACUUGACUGAAAGGUAAAUUUGUGGCACUGCAGUUAGUUUUACUUGUGUCACUCAACCUUAAUACUAAUCUUUGAUUGGCUACUGGCCAUUAUUUGUGGGUUUACUUAGUUCCAUGGAGUUAUAAAAAUUAUGUUUUUGCUUUUAUUGGAAGGAAUUUAUAUUCAUGCAUAUGUUAUGUAAUAACUUUUAUCAGUUGGGGGUAAUUAUAAAUCAAGUGUUUAACGUGAUUAAAUGUUAUUAUGUGCACUGGAGAAGCUGCAGGAAAUCUUGCUUUUUAAUUAUAGGAAGGGGCGAUUUAGUUGACGUUCGAAUUGCUGUAAUUGAAUUGAUUGAAAUCACUGGUGGUUAUUAUUGAAUCUUUAUUAUAUUACUGUCAUGCAUAAUUUAGUCAAGUAUUUCGACUAUCGUUUUAAAAAUGUAUUUAUUAGUCUUGCAUUCCAUUUCCAGUUUAUAUUACUUUAAAGUGAAGAAAUUCUCUUUCCAGAUUUCUAUCUUGUUCUAUUUGGAAUCAUGUUCUUAGACUCUGUAAAUACCUAAAGGUUCUUUACAAAAGAUUAUGUAUGUUGGGAAAUUGUUUUGUAUACAAGUUGUUUAAUACCAAAGAGAUUUAGGCUAUACCUGAAGGAUGUAUUUUGUAUUUCUAUCGAAUUGCUAAUUUUGAAAUGAUACAUGUCAACGUGCAAUAAACUUUAGCUGAAAAGAAA